CUUUCAGGCUGUUCCUCCAAGUCAUUCAAGCUGUACUCUCCAAAGGAGCCCCCCAACGGCAGCUCCUUCCCCCCGUUCCACCCCGGCACCAUGCUGGACAGAGACCUGGGCCCAACCCCCAUGUACCCCCCCUCAUACCUGGAGCCUGGAAUAGGGAGACACACACCAUACGGGAACCAGACAGACUACAGGAUAUUUGAGCUCAACAAACGGCUACAGAACUGGACAGAGGAAUGUGAUAAUCUGUGGUGGGAUGCAUUCACUACAGAGUUCUUUGAGGACGAUGCCAUGUUGACCAUAACCUUCUGUCUGGAGGAUGGGCCCAAGAGAUACACGAUUGGCCGGACGUUGAUCCCGCGGUACUUCCGGAGUAUAUUCGAGGGGGGCGCCACCGACCUCUACUACGUGUUGAAGCACCCCAAAGAGUCCUUCCACAACAACUUCGUCUCGCUGGACUGUGACCAGUGUACCAUGGUUACGCAGAACGGAAAACCCAUGUUCACACAGGUGUGUGUGGAGGGUCGUCUGUACCUGGAGUUCAUGUUUGACGACAUGAUGAGGAUCAAGACGUGGCACUUCAGCAUCCGACAGCACCGUGAACUGAUACCACGCAGUAUACUGGCCAUGCACGCCCAGGACCCCCAGAUGUUAGACCAGCUGUCUAAGAACAUAACCAGAUGUGGACUGUCGAACUCCACCCUCAACUACCUCCGACUGUGUGUGAUUCUGGAGCCCAUGCAGGAGCUGAUGUCCAGACACAAGACCUACAGCCUCAGCCCCAGGGACUGUCUCAAGACCUGCCUCUUCCAGAAGUGGCAACGCAUGGUGGCCCCGCCAGCUGAACCAGCCAGACAGGCCCCUAAUAAGAGGAGGAAGCGUAAGAUGUCAGGCGGCAGCACCAUGAGUGCUGGAGGAGGAACCACCAACAACAACAACAAGAAGAAGAGUCCAGCGAGCAGCUUCCCCCUGUCCAGCCAAGUACCAGACGUGAUGGUGGUGGGAGAGCCCACCCUGAUGGGAGGGGAGUUCGGGGACGAGGACGAGCGCCUGAUCACGCGGCUGGAGAACCAACAGUUUGACGCGGCCAACGGCAUCGAUGACGAGGACAGCUUCAACAACAGCCCCGCGCUGGGCGCCAACUCUCCCUGGAACAACAAGGCCCCAUCCAGCCAGGAGAGCAAGAGUGACAACCCUACGUCUCAGGCCUCACAGUAGAGGAGGGGAGGGAGGGGAGGGGCUUCCAUAGUCUUAAAGGGGUUUCCUCUCCUUGUGGGUGUGUGUCAAUUGUCUGUAGUGGCUUCCUGACUGUUCUUAUCUUUUUCUCUUAAAGGGGCAAUCCGCAGUUGAAAAAAUAACUCGGUGUCACCUCGACCUCCUGUUUUAGUAAAAAGCUGAGGGACGGGCCUGGAGAAGUGUAACCACUCUAAAAUUCAUAGACCGCUAUGGGUACAAGGACUUACCAUCCAAGAUAUAACAAAAAUAUAUAUAUAUAGUUUGACGCAUGUUUUGAGGCUCUACAGUUUUAACAUGAGAUGUACAGUGGGUACAGAGUAACCCACGUUGAUGUUGUGGGUCGUGACGGGGUGCGUCAGUACAAUGAAGCCCCUGAGACAGUUAAAGGUCAUAUAGUCCUCAAGAAUCAACAGGUACAUAUCAUUCAUUUAGAAGUCCAAAAAAUGGCUGUAGGGACUACGGAUUGCCCCUUUUUAUAAUAGGGAUCUUAUCUUGGCCUGUGGAGUAGACGGAGUAUCCCUCUGGUUGAUAAGAGGUUUCCUUUCCCUGUCUACCUUCCUUCAUCAGUUCUGAUUGGUCAGUGACAGGAAAUGACUGAGAGCUAUUACUUAUAUGGGCCUCCUCCAUACCUGGCUCUCCGAGCUGCUCUUUUAAGGAGAGACCUGAGGAGAGGGAAGACGCUUGGGACAGUUGAGAUGCACCCAGGCAGGGGUGCAGGAAGGGGUGGUGGGGUAGGGAGAGGGCGGCUGAGCGGGGGAGGGGGACACGAGGACGAAUCACACAUCUACCUUCAGAGGAAUCAUGGUCACUAGAUAUGGAGUCUUAACUCUGGUCCACUCUGCUGCUGCACUGUGUGUGUGUGUGUGUGUGUGUGUGUGUGUGUGUGUGUGUGUGUGUGUGGCUGUUACUUGGUCAGAACUAAAGCCUGGACUGUGCCAAAGCUAGCGGACCGGAGUUGAGAUCCAAUCAGUUUAAAAUGCUUUCACACACACACACACACACACACACACACACACACACACACACACACACACACACACACACACACACACACCAUUGAAGGAGUACUGAUCCAACCUUUUAACAGAUAACAGAAAGCAUUUAAACAACGACAACAUUUUAGAGUUUUAUACCAGUCUCUAUUUCCCUAGAAUGUUUUUAUUUUAUUUUCUACUCCCGCAUUUCAAAUCUACUUUUUAUUUGUUCUUUUUUACCGACGAUAUUCAGAAGCUAACAGACCAAGGAGCCAGAACACAGGACUGCUGUUAUUCUACCCUCCCCCUGACAAAAUAUAUUUGGUCUGUUUUAAUAUCUUUUAAAGAGAAAUAAUUGUGAAUGUUUUUCUGUUUUUUGAGAUUGAUUUUCUCCUUGUUUUUAGUGUAUUUGUGCUUGUAUAUUUAAGGUAGUAGCAACGUUCUGUACGACUGUAUUCUGACUUAGAGGUUCCUGAAGCCAUUCUGAUCUAAUGGAAAGAAAUUAAAUGAAAAAGACAUGGACAAAAAGAAGGAAAAAACACAUGAACCUCUUAACCAAUCCCCUCUCUCCAUUUACAUCUCUCAACCAAUCCCCUCUCUCCAUUUACAUCUCUCAACCAAUCCCGUCUCUCCAUUUACAUCUCUUAACCAAUCCCCUCUCUCCAUUUACAUCUCUCAACCAAUCCCCUCUCUCCAUUUACAUCUCUCAACCAAUCCCCUCUCUCCAUUUACAUCUCUCAACCAAUCCCGUCUCUCCAUUUACAUCUCUUAACCAAUCCCCUCUCUCCAUUUACAUCUCUCAACCAAUCCCGUCUCUCCAUUUACAUCUCUUAACCAAUCCCCUCUCUCCAUUUACAUCUCUUAACCAAUCCCCUCUCUCCAUUUACAUCUCUCAACCAAUCCCCUCUCUCCAUUUACACCUCUUAACCAAUCCCCUCUCUCCAUUUACAUCUCUCAACCAAUCCCCUCUCUCCAUCUACAUCUCUCAACCAAUCCCCUCUCUCCAUCUACAUCUCUUAACCAAUCCCCUCUCUCCAUCUUUCUCUCUCUCUCUUUACAGUGUCCAUCCUGAUCAUAACAGUGACACCUCUCUCUCUUUACAGUGUCCAUCCUGAUCAUAACAGUGACACCUCUCUCUCUCUCUCUUUUUUCUUCUUUCUUUUAAAUGUUUUUUUUAACUUGUGUACAUUCAUUUAUAAACCCCUGGGGUACAGUCACCAUUGAGAAGACAGAACCCCGGGGUACAGUCACCAUUGAGAAGACAGAACCCUGGGGUACAGUCACCAUUGAGAAGACAGAACCCUGGGGUACAGUCACCAUUGAGAAGACAGAACCCUGGGGUACAGUCACCAUUGAGAAGACAUAACCCCGGGGUACAGUCACCAUUGAGAAGACAUAACCCUGGGGUACAGUCACCAUUGAGAAGACAGAACCCUGGGGUACAGUCACCAUUGAGAAGACAUAACCCUGGGGUACAGUCACCAUUGAGAAGACAUAACCCUGGGGUACAGUCACCAUUGAGAAGACAGAACCCUGGGGUACAGUCACCAUUGAGAAGACAGAACCCUGGGGUACAGUCACCAUUGAGAAGACAUAACCCUGGGGUACAGUCACCAUUGAGAAGACAUAACCCCGGGGUACAGUCACCAUUGAGAAGACAGAACCCUGGGGUACAGUCACCAUUGAGAAGACAUAACCCUGGGGUACAGUCACCAUUGAGAAGACAAAACCCUGGGGUACAGUCACCAUUGAGAAGACAUAACCCUGGGGUACAGUCACCAUUGAGAAGACAUAACCCUGGGGUACAGUCACCAUUGAGAAGACAUAACCCCGGGGUACAGUCACCAUUGAGAAGACAUAACCCGGGGGUACAGUCACCAUUGAGAAGACAUAACCCCGGGGUACAGUCACCAUUGAGAAGACAUAACCCUGGGGUACAGUCACCAUUGAGAAGACAGAACCCUGGGGUACAGUCACCAUUGAGAAGACAUGUUUGCAUCUUCAAGUUCAGCAGAUUUAUUUUUUUUUCAUUUCAUUUUUCUAUUUAUUUUUAAUGAAAUAUCAGAUAUACGUUCUGUUUCUCCACCCCCCCCCCCACCCCCCCCACCCGGUUACACUCUCAUCCUAAAUGUACACUACUAUUAUCAAAUAAGCUAACGAUCUACUGCUGUUUAAAACGUCUGAACAGACAACCUGACAUCAUUCAUCCACCCACGUGUCCCAAAUGGCACCCUAAUCCCUAUCAAGUUAUGGUCGAAGGUAGUGCACUACAUACAGAAUAGAGUGUCAUUCGGGACGCAACCCCAACUAGUUAUUAAUGUUUGCCUGAAGUCGUAGGGUUGUAUAUAUUUCCAAUACCUGUGUUGUAUAGGCUUGAUCUGUGAUAUUGAGUCUGUUGCGCAUGUGUUUGGUAAUACCUUCAACUCUCACAAGGGGGCGCUGUUAGAGUAUCACAAAUAAGAUCAUUACGUCAUUACAUCCAGUUCAACCCCGCCCCCCCCCCCAGAGCACCCUAUGUAGUGCAGUACUUUUGUUCAGGGCCAAUAUGAGAGCAGGGGGCCAUUUGAGACAUGGCCCAUGUUAUUUAGUUCUGUAAAUGUCGUUCCAGCUCUGUCAAGUACAUUGUGUACAUUGUCAGUACAGCUCUGGCUGAAACAGAGAAUAUGUCCCCAAUGGCACCCUAUUCCCUACAUAGAGCACUACUUUAGACCAGGACCCAUUGGGCCUGGUCAAAAGUAGUGCACUAUAUAAGGGAACAGGGGGCCAUUUUGGAUGCAAGCCUAGAGAAGGGUGACUGGUACCCUAAACCAACUCUGUAGAAAAAGCCUUGUUUGAUAUUUUGGUUAGUUUUUUUGCCCUUGAUACUUAUUGAUGAAUUAAUUAAUGUAUGGUACCAAUAAAAAUAUACAUUUUCACUUUAAAAUGAA
Messenger RNA from Oncorhynchus masou masou (cherry salmon), 5134 nucleotides. Its product is annotated as LIM domain-binding protein 1. The record is from RefSeq and is a predicted model, not a curated record. Gene Ontology annotation, biological process: negative regulation of transcription by RNA polymerase II; nervous system development; positive regulation of transcription by RNA polymerase II. The coding region runs from base 91 to 1215 and encodes 374 amino acids. Gene Ontology annotation, cellular component: transcription regulator complex; nucleus. The transcript has 10 exons. Gene Ontology annotation, molecular function: LIM domain binding. Lineage: Eukaryota; Metazoa; Chordata; Actinopteri; Salmoniformes; Salmonidae.